This is a messenger RNA of Suillus paluster, 680 nucleotides long. RefSeq lists its product as uncharacterized. The annotation marks the transcript as partial. The transcript is spliced from 5 exons. Gene Ontology annotation, molecular function: heme binding; ubiquinone binding. The record is from RefSeq and is a predicted model, not a curated record. Gene Ontology annotation, biological process: tricarboxylic acid cycle; mitochondrial electron transport, succinate to ubiquinone. NCBI's taxonomy places the organism in Eukaryota, Fungi, Basidiomycota, Agaricomycetes, Boletales, Suillaceae. Gene Ontology annotation, cellular component: membrane; mitochondrial envelope.
UUUUUUCGCAUAACAUACCUUCUUGACACCGCCAGUGAUGUCCAUGCUUGUUCGCUCAAUGCUGCCCAGAACCUUUGCUUCCGUAACUGGUCGCGAUAUCUUGCAUUCUGCAUUCUAGACGUACGUUCAUGAACGCACGAGACGAGCUCACUCUUGUGCUCGACAGCGAUUUUAAAGGGCACAAUCAACGACCCUACGGAGUUCCCUCCUUCAUCAAGGACGAAUGGUUCGUAUCACUGGGCUUUCGAGCGACUUCUUGCGGCCUUCCUCAUUCCCAUGACCGCAGCUGCUUUCGUGACUUCUGGAUCAUCAUGUCCCGUCCUCGACGAAUUACCAGGUAUUAGCUUAGUGAUGCGCUCUCAUUGGGUUCGACUUAAUGACGUGCACAAACGCAAAUUCCCCAUCAUUAGCCCUAUCAUGACUGGGACACUAAGAUCAACGACGGUCGGUGUGCUCGUCAGCGUGUAUCAGUUCCACACCAAUGAUAUUGGCUCGACGGAGCUGAUUGCGAAGGUCUGGACUGCAUUAGAUCUGACACAGGGUGGGCAGAGUGACUUCACGCGUGGUAGGCCCGUCGCCCGAGGCGACUUUUACACUGUAUUGGACGUGGAGACUCAUAGAGACCUAUGCACGCCUGCCACACAAUAUUAUACAUGCGCAUUUUUGUCAAAAUAGGCACG